Molecule: messenger RNA, 7611 nt
Organism: Musca domestica (house fly)
Lineage: Eukaryota; Metazoa; Arthropoda; Insecta; Diptera; Muscidae
Gene: Sbf
Product: myotubularin-related protein 13
Exons: 9
Coding region: 998-6973 (1991 amino acids)
Source: RefSeq, a predicted model, not a curated record
CACCAUAAUAUCGCCAGCCAUUUUACAUCUGCCUGGUCGGUCUUCUUGGAUAGAGAUACAUUUUCGCAAGUUAGAGAUACAUUUAAAUCAUUUAAAAGUGGCACUUUCUUGUUUACAAGAAAACAAGUGAUAAAUAUCCAUUAUCAUUAAGAAAUUUUAUACAAAAUCAUAAACGAAUCAAAUAAUUAACAAAAAAACGAGCGAGAUAAUACAUCAAACGAAACCCCAAUACACUAAACGAUCCAAGAGAAAAAAACACAAUCUUCCAUUACGGGGUGUGGUUAAAGACAAGUGUACAAAAACAAAAAUUACAUUCUAUGCGAAAAAAUUUUUAUACGUUUUUUUUUGGAAAAAAAUAAGUAAUUUUUUUGUAAUCAAGUCAAAAAGAAAUUAUAAAACCAUACAGCAGCAAAAAAAUACCAAAAGAAUGGAAAGGUGUUGUUUUAUCAAAACGACGUGUAUGGAAUUAAUUAGUUAUUGAAGAAGGCAAGCAGGUAGCGUAGUCAGGCAAGAGACGGCGACGACGACGACGGUUAAGGAAGACGACACAUAGAACGAGCCAACGUUUCUUCUUUUUUAUGCAAAUGAACUCAUUCUAAACAAAACACGAAGAAAAAAGAAGAAAAUAAAAAGAAGAGUGUUGCUGUUGUCGGCGGCUGUAGUGGAGUAGGAGGAGGUGGCAGAUGAUUGUUGGUAUCAUCAUUGUGGGUCAUUGUAUUAGUUAGUUUUUUUGUUGUUGAGUUUAAAGAUUCCCAUUCCAUUUGAUGCAAUGAAGAAGAAGAGUUCUUUGAUAAUCCACGAAUUUGUGUUGGCAUUUGAAGUGAUCGUUUAAAAGAUUUGUUGCUUUUGCCGGAAUCUCAUUAGGAAACAAAGCAAAAGCAAAUAAACAAAAUAACAACAACAGCAACACAAAAAGCCGCAUAAAACAACGAAAAUACUAAAUGCAAAAACAAAAGUAACACAACAUAUUUUGAUUAGUGCAGCAGCUGUCACAGACAUGUCACGACUUGCUGAUUAUUUUGUUAUUGUCGGCUAUGAUAGUGAAAAAGAUCGAACUGCUACCGAAAAUAGUCUACUAACAUGUGGCAAGAUUAUACAACGCUUUCCCGAAAAAGAUUGGCCGGAUACACCCUUCAUAGAAGGCAUAGAAUGGUUUUGUCAACCAUUAGGCUGGAAUUUAUCUUAUGAGAAACAGGAGCCGAAAUUUUUCACUUCCGUUCUGACCGAUAUUGACGCAAACAAACACUAUUGUGCCUGUUUAAGUUUCCACGAGACCCUAGCCAUAACGCUUAACAAAAAAGUCGUCGACGAUGAGGACGAAACGAUUGCCAAUCCACCAACAAAAUAUCAAAAUUCCUCACCGUUAAACAAUUCGAAUUUAUCAACAAAUAAUGGUUUGAAUUGUGGCAUUAUUUCAACAUCGACAACAUCCACAUCACUGAUAUCACAUCAUAGUGUUAUGUAUGCGCCGAAAUGUUUGGUUUUAAUAUCACGUCUCGAUUGUGCCGAAACAUUUAAAAAUUGUCUGGGCACCAUCUACACGGUGUAUGUGGAAAAUUUACCAUAUGCCUUGGAAACGCUGAUUGGUAAUAUAUUAGGAUGUAUACAAGUACCGCCGGCGGGAGGACCUCAAGUUCGUUUUUCGAUUGGGGCAAGUGAUAAGCAAUCGUUGCAGCCACCCCAGUCAUCAUCGUUGCCCAUAACCGGAACAUCGGUGAAUUUUUUGUUUAAACAAUUGGGCAUUAAAAAUGUCCUCAUACUACUUUGUGCAGUUAUGACUGAAAAUAAAAUACUCUUUCAUUCGAAAUCCUACUCCCACCUAACGGAUAGUUGUAAAGCUCUGGUUGCUCUCAUGUAUCCAUUUCGUUAUACCCAUGUAUAUAUACCGAUAUUACCGGCACCGCUCUCCGAGGUCCUGUCAACACCGACACCAUUCAUUAUGGGCAUACAUAGUUCGUUGCAAUCGGAAAUCAAUGAAUUACUCGAUGUUAUUGUUGUCGAUUUGGAUGGUGGGCUAGUGACAAUACCACCAACAUUGACACCACCCGUACCCGUGCUGCCCUCACCGUUGUGGGAACAAACUCAAGAAUUACUAACAAUGAUAUUAUUUCCAAAUCUUUCACAAGCUGAUUUGGCAUUUCCAUCGCAAGAGAAACCAACAAAUUAUCCCAAGACCGAGGCAAUAAUUGACAAGGAGUUAAGGGCAAUAUUUAUGCGUCUUUUCGCUCAGCUACUGCAGGGAUACCGUUCAUGUCUCACCCUCAUACGUAUACAUCCCAAGCCGGUGAUAACAUUUCAUAAGGCUGGCUUUUUGGGGGCCAGAGAUCUGAUUGAAAGUGAGUUUUUGUUUCGUGUCUUGGAUAGCAUGUUCUUUACCACCUUUGUCAAUGAACGUGGCCCUCCCUGGAGGCCCUCUGAUGCAUGGGAUGAAUUGUAUAGCACCAUGAAUGAGUUGCUUAAAUCGGAGGCAAACAAUAAAAGUCUGCUGCACAUACACAUUGCCGAGUUGGGUAAAGUUUUGUAUGAAAACGAAAAUCCAAGUCAGCAAAUGUAUGUACAGAAAGUGCUGCGGCCUCCCGAGGGUGCCUCACAUCGCAUCCAUCAGCCAGCCUUCCCUCGCCUAAAUCCCGAAAAAGUUGAGAUGAUAAUUAACGAUGGCAUAAGGAAAAAUUGCCUACAACCUCGCCUGACAUCACAGCGCAAUCAAAAUCGCAUAAUACCCAUGGGACCUCGCCUACCCGAAGUUUUAGACAUAAGACCAAAUCUAUUGAACUCAGCCCGACGUUUGGAGGUUUUAAAAACCUGUGUAGCAUAUAUUUUUGAAAACAAAAUUGCCGAUGCCCGUAAAUUGGUGCCGGCCGUUACGCGUACCCUUAAACAUCGUGAUGCCCGUUUGAUAUUUUGCCGUGAGCUAUUUGGUUAUGUGCGCGGCAAUAAGGCCGUACUGGAUCAUCAACAAUUCGAUUUGGUUAUAAAUUUCAUGAAUAAAACAUUACAAAACUCCACGGGUAUUGAUGAGUACACUGUGGCCGCUGCCCUGCUGCCCAUGUCCACGAUAUUUUGUCGAAAACUCUCUACGGGCAUCAUACAAUUUGCCUACACCAGUAUUCAGGAUCAUAGCAUUUGGAAAAAUUUACAAUUUUGGGAGUCGACAUUCUAUCAGGAUGUUCAGACUCACAUCAAGGCCUUGUACAUGCAACAUCGUAGGGCAAAUGAAAACAACAAAGAAUCGAAUUGUGUGCUCGAUGAUGUGCCACUGGAGGAGCCAACUGCUUUGGAAAUUACCGCAGAACAAAUGCGUAAAGCACCCACCAUUGAAGAGGAGAAGAAAAAGGAAUUGGCUCAAUCGGAAGAGUCGACGCUGUACAGUCAGGCGAUACAUUAUUCGAAUAGAAUGGUGUCCCUACUCAUACCGCCCAAUGUCAAUGCUGUGGGACCGAAGCCAAAGCAAACGUUUCGUUUUGACGAUAAUCAAAGUGUGUCCAACAGUAUUAUGGGCUCCGCCAGUGAACACUCCGAUGAGGGUUUCGAAGAAAACGACGCCUCUGAGGUGGGUGUGGCUGUGGGAAAAAUCGUUUCACGUUUUAUUGAUCGAGUCUGCACGGAGGGUGGUGUCACAUCGGAUCACAUACGCAACCUUCACGAUAUGGUACCUGGUGUGGUGCAUAUGCAUAUUGAAUCUCUGGAAUCGGUGUACUUGGAAUCGAAACGUCAUCCUCAUGUACAGAAACCAAAAAUCCAAACACCCUGCCUAUUGCCUGGGGAGGAAAUUGUUACCGAUCAUUUGAGAUGUUUCCUAAUGGUCGAUGGACGAGAAGAUGAUACCCAGUGUUUGAUACCCGCCGAGGGAGCAUUAUUCCUUACCAAUUAUCGCAUCAUUUUCAAGGGUAAUCCCUGUGAUCCCUUGGCCUGUGAACAGACAAUAAUUCGAGCAUUUCCCAUUUCUUCGUUGCUGAAGGAAAAGAAAAUAUCCGUCUUGUAUUUGGCCCAUUUGGAUCAAACAUUGCCGGAAGGAUUGCAAUUGAGAUCAAGUACUUUCCAGUUAAUGAAAGUGGCCUUUGAUACCGAAGUAACCCCGGAAAUGAUUGAAACUUUUAGGAAGAUAUUGAACAAGGCCCGUCAUCCCAUUGAUGAAUUUGAACAUUUUGCCUUCCAAUCAUAUGGCACUAUUAUACAUGGCACUGUUCCGCUAAAGGCCAAGGAGAAAUAUUCCACAUUAAAGGGUUUCGCCAAGAAGACCUUGAUGCGCACGGCCAAAAAGGCGGGAUUGAAACAAAAAUUCACCACCACCAAACGCAAGUUGGUAACAUCGGCCGUGGAUUUUGAUACAAUGGUAGCCUCGGUGGAUGCCUUGGAAACACAUUCCCAAAACGAUGAACUGGAGGAUGAUGAAUUUGAGGUGAAUAAUGAGACCUUGCCACGCAUUGCCACCGCCAAGGAUAUUGAACGUAUGCGUGAACGUAACUAUGUGCGGGACUGGAAACGUUUGGGUUUCGAAGAUGCCCACAAUGGUUUCCGUACAACGGCGGUGAAUUCCAAUUACAGUAUGUGUCGCUCAUAUCCGGCCAUAUUUGUGGCUCCUCUACAGGUACAUGAUGCCGCCUUAACCCAUCUGGGUCGUUGUUAUAAAAAUCAACGCAUACCGGUAGCUACUUGGCGUCAUCGCAACGGUGCCCUUCUAGUACGGGGAGCUUUGCCCCAUAGUAAAUCUGUGAUAGGCAUGCUUAAGAACAGUACCACAGGCUCGAAUAACACCUCCAAUGAUGUGGCCCACUAUCAUGAACAGGAUAAAUAUUUUAUGGCUUUGAUUAAUACCAUGCCCAAGCCGAAUAUUUCGCUGGCCCAUUACAAUUUGACGGGCAUGAAUUUGUCAAUGAAUUCAUUGCUUUUGAACACCUCGGCAGUGGAUGAUUUGCAUUAUUUGAAUACCUCUCUAACGCCGGAGGUGAGUAGGAAAAAUAAAUCGGCCAUGUCGGGACAUGAUGUUGGCGGCGGCGGUGGUGGCAAACAAAAAAGUGGUACCAUUAAAAAUUCCUCAGCAGUAUCGAAUAGUGCCUCAGCCUAUAGGAAGAUACGUCUCUAUGUUUUGGGCGAGAAAUCCCAAACAAAAUCCAGUGUUAAUGCCGAUUUGGGAGCCGAGUUUAUACCAGUGGAUUAUCCCGAUAUUCGGCACUCGCGCAUUGCUUUUAAAAAGCUCAUGCGCGCAUGUCUUCCCUCGAACAUUACCAAUGAAACGGAUCAAACAUUUGCCAAGAACAUUGAACAGUCAGAUUGGUUGCAACAAAUCUCCUCGCUGCUACAACUUUCAGGAGCUGUGGUGGAUCUAAUCGAUUUGCAAGAGGCUAGUGUUAUGCUGUCGCUGGAAGAUGGCUGGGAUAUCACGGCCCAAAUAUCUGCCUUGGCCCAAUUGUGUUUGGAUCCCUAUUAUCGUACCAUAGAUGGUUUCCGAGUGUUGGUGGAAAAAGAAUGGAUUGCAUUUGGUCAUCGCUUUGCCCAUCGCAGCCAUUUGAAACCCUCCCACAAUAGUUCAAAUAUUGCAUUUGCUCCAACAUUCUUACAAUUCCUCGACGGAGUCUAUCAGAUACACAAACAAUUCCCCAUGGCAUUUGAGUUCAAUGAGUUCUAUAUACGCUUUCUGGCCUAUCACACGGUGUCGUGUCGUUUUCGCACAUUCCUGUUCGAUUGUGAGGUGGAACGUUUUGAUAUGGGCAUAACAGCGGUGGAGGAUAAACGUGGAUCCCUGUCGACCAGUAAACAUUUGCUAAGUAAUAAAUGUAACAAUGGUUCGGAUGAUGAGUCUGGGGUCUAUCCUGUGGAUAUACGUAGCAAAACUUUGGUAAACUGCAAUCGCAUUGGCCAUUCCAUAUUCGAUUAUAUUGAAAGGCAACACUCCAAAUCGCAAAUUUUCUACAAUUUCAUCUACUACCUGCACGAUGAUGUUUUGCGGCCACAAAGCUGUGCUGCAGCCUUGGAUCUGUGGCCUUACUAUACCCACGAAGAGUUGGCUCAGGGACCACCAUAUGAUCUGGAAGUAACAAGUGCCGAUGAUGAAUUAGAUUUAUCCGAACUGAAAGGUAAACGUAUUGUCAUUUCUGCCGGCUAUGACAAUAUAGAGAAAACAGAUCCCAACACCUUUGUUUGCCUGCUGAGCGAGGUAAAACAAGCUGAAACGGAACGUGGCCAUUUGCCACAAAAAUGGCAACAAGUUUGGACUAGUCUUGAUGUACCACAAAUCGAGCGAAUCGAACGUAAAUCUUCCCUGAAUAGCCUUUUCUAUCAGGGCAAGUUGCAACACAAACGUUCCACCUUGGAGAUAAUUAUGAAGGGACGCCUGUCCGGCAACCAGGAGAAAUUCUUCCAUCCGCAUCGUUUUGAAAAACAUCCCUAUACCACACCCACCAAUUGUAAUCAUUGCACAAAACUCUUAUGGGGCCCUGUGGGCUAUCGCUGCAUGGAUUGCGGCAAUUCCUAUCACGAACGUUGUACUGAGCUAUCGCUGAAAAAUUGCACAAAAUAUAAGGCCGUCGAGGGUGUGGUGCCGCCCAAUGUCAAUAUAUCACAGGGCGAUACGGCGAGCAUAGCCUCGAGUGCGGCAACCACGGCACGAACAUCAUCACAUCAUUUUUAUAAUCAAUUCAGCAGUAAUGUGGCCGAGAAUCGUACACAUGAGGGACAUCUUUAUAAACGCGGUGCCUUGUUAAAGAAUUGGAAACAACGUUGGUUUGUUUUGGAUUCCAUCAAACAUCAAUUGCGUUAUUAUGAUUCGGUUGAGGACUCAACAUGUAAAGGAGUUAUAGAUUUGGCAGAAGUUCAAAGUGUUACGGCCGCACAACCUACACAGAUCGGCACAAAACGUGUAGAUGAAAAAGGAUUUUUCGAUUUGAAAACCUCUCGGCGAACCUACAAUCUGUAUGCCAUGAAUGCAAAUCUGGCCCAGGAGUGGAUAGAAAAAAUUCAGGCUUGCUUGCAGUAGAGGCAGAUAUAUAUGGGGAAAAGUAUAUCAUCAUCUACACACUCACACACACAUCCACUACCAUCUCUCUAUAAAUCUAUAUUUAAUAACAAAUGGAAAACUGAAUGUCGUAGAAAAAAAUAUUUAGUCAAGUAUUUAUACAAAAAAAAAAAAUUGAAAAAAAAAGAAUUUUGUUACUUUUUGUUUACAAAUUUAAAAAAACAAAUUGUUUGCCUUUUCUACAAAAACAAAAAAAAAAACCAACAAAACAAAAACUAUUGUGUAUAAUUUACAACAAAAACGCAAAGCAUUUUUCAAAAUUGCAAUAACGCAAUAAAUGUAUGUAUUUAUAAUUUAAUUAUUUUAAAAUUAGUAAUAAAUAGAGUGAGUUGUUCAAUGUUAAACUUUUUUUUGAAAAUCCAAUUUUUUUCUCGAAAAUUCUAUUGAAUGAUUUGCCUCUACUUAGGUUUUGUUUUCAAUGCGAUUCUAGUUUUAGAAUUUAUGUAUAUUAUUAAUAAAAAAAAUAACAAUUAAGUUUAUAGAAGAGCACAUGUUGGACUACUAGGAUUUUUUAUUUGUUUCUGCAACAAUUAAGCUAUAGUUUUUGUUAUAACCUGAAAAAGCUUACCUUGAAAAGAAUAAAAUAAUAAAAAAUACAA